Messenger RNA from Anthostomella pinea, 624 nucleotides. The record is from the annotation of a GenBank genome assembly. Lineage: Eukaryota; Fungi; Ascomycota; Sordariomycetes; Xylariales; Xylariaceae.
AUGAACACGUUUGUCUUACCAAGCCGGGAGUGUUGGAAUCGACGCCAUGAGUACAUCCCAACACGCACCGGCAUCGGCUUCAGAGUCGUAGCAGAAGACGGAUCCAAACCGAACUACGCCGGACUUCUCGCCCGCUACCCUGAUGGCCAGGCAGAUGAUGCUUCACUCAUUCGUCAUCUCACAUGGCGGAGGUGCUACUCACCCUGGGUAUCUGUUCACGUCGACUGGGAUGCAGCCAUUCGCCGAGCAGAAUAUUACCGGAACAGCAGGAACGCCAGGAGCAUCUAUAUCGUGGUCGUCGACAUGGAGAUGCAUUCUCCCUCAAUCAAUGCCGCCUCAUUCGCACUUCAUUAUGGACUGCAAAACUUGAACGUCUACCAAGCAGAGUCCCUCUAUUAUGGCGGCAUUGAUGAAAGGGCGAUUGUUGCCAUCAUUCCAGCAACCCUUGGCUUCCAGAAAUGCAACAUCCACUUGGCCACAGUGCCCCGAGACAUACUGCUGUCAGAUUGGUCGCUUCUUGACGAGACGUAUAUCAGAACUGGGGUCUACGACGGGAUCUUGGAACAAAGGGUAAAGGAGGCCUGGUGUUGGAACGUCAAUAUGUUGGCCGUACGUCGGGAUUAG